This is a messenger RNA of Engraulis encrasicolus (European anchovy), 1381 nucleotides long. It is a transcript of the gene selenof, whose product is annotated as selenoprotein F. Gene Ontology annotation, molecular function: oxidoreductase activity. NCBI's taxonomy places the organism in Eukaryota, Metazoa, Chordata, Actinopteri, Clupeiformes, Engraulidae. Gene Ontology annotation, cellular component: endoplasmic reticulum lumen. The record is from RefSeq and is a predicted model, not a curated record. The transcript has 5 exons.
CCAUAUCCGGUUUACUUGCUCAUUGUUGUCGGCUUCACUACUGCGUGGCUUCGGGAUUCGGGAAGAUGGCGGCGGCGGUGUCUGCGCUGUCGCUUUUGUCACUAUUACAAAUAGUGUCCAAUGUAGGAGCAGAGCUGGCUUCUGAGGCUUGCCGAGAGAUGGGCUUCUCCAGCAAUCUCCUGUGUAGCUCUUGUGACUUGUUGGGACAGUUCAGCUUAAAUCAACUUGCCCCAACAUGCGGACAAUGCUGCCAAGAAGAAGCACAGCUGGAGUCUGUAAAGCGCUACCCAGGAGCGAUCUUGGAAGUCUGUGGAUGAAGACUGGGCAGAUUCCCACAAGUCCAAGCAUUUGUCCGAAGUGACAAGCCGAAGAUGUUCAAGGGUCUGCAAAUUAAGUAUGUCAGAGGCUCUGACCCUGUGCUGAAGCUGCUGGACAACAAUGGGAAUAUCCUGGAUGAACUCAGCAUCACCAAGUGGAACACCGACAGCGUGGAGGAGUUCCUUAGUGAGAAGUUGGAGCGUAUAUAAGAUCCUUGCCACCUCAGAAAUCAUGUACCCUUGCCCUAACCCUAACCCUAAACUAAGAAGCUGGUUCAACCAGGACCCUGUUUCUCGAAAGCUGUUUCUGCUAACCAGUUAGCCGCUUACUUGGUUUCCAAUGGGAAAAUGCAUUGCAACCAAGUAAGUUGCUGACUUUGUUAGCAGGGAUGUUGUCGAGAAACGCACUUGUGGUAAACCAUCUAAUCGAAGAACCUGUAGUCCUCAUUGUCUUAACUAAAUGAUGUCUGCAGGUACAUCUAUGAGCAGGUUUACCACUUCCUGAAGGUGAACUAAGAUUAGGUUCAUCAUUAUGUUCUUAGCAUAACCCGAUGGAUUUGUAUGAAAUAAGACCUGGUAAAUGUUCACAACACAUAAUUGACAUAACACCUCAACAGUUACAUUUUGUUGUCUGUAAAAUGGAAGCUUGGGUGUCGUAAAAAAACAAUUGUGACCAUUAUGUCUGGCACGAACUGCCCGAAAUUGACCUCAACUUCAUCAGUUAAUUUAGUAAUCCGUUUGAUUUUCAGUCCUCCCGUUUGAUUAUUUUUUUAAAGUAAUUUUUAUGAUAAGAACGUAACAUUGCUAUUUCCCAUUGCACAUUAUCGUUUUAUUUUGUCUGCUGCCCUGAGUGUGCCCAUACUUAGGUAUACAUUAAUGAAGACCCCUCAUGAAACCGAAACAGGGAUGAGGGGUCGGAAGUCCAGUGUACCUUUUGACUGGCAUUUACGAAAAAGGACUUCACUCAGACACACAUUCACAUCUGUACUAAAUUUCUUUUGUCUUGUGUAUUCAGAAAGAAAUGGUUUAGACAUUCCAAUCAAUAAAAGUUGUUAAAGAUCAAA